Akanthomyces muscarius is the source of this 2334-nucleotide messenger RNA. RefSeq lists its product as uncharacterized. The record is from RefSeq and is a predicted model, not a curated record. NCBI's taxonomy places the organism in Eukaryota, Fungi, Ascomycota, Sordariomycetes, Hypocreales, Cordycipitaceae. Gene Ontology annotation, biological process: proteolysis. The coding region runs from base 1 to 2334 and encodes 777 amino acids. Gene Ontology annotation, molecular function: serine-type endopeptidase activity. The transcript is spliced from 9 exons.
AUGGAGCGUCGCACAACGCUGCUCGCCGUGCCACAACAUCCGGGUCAUACCACUUGUGCAACCCGACACUGGAUAAGUCAUUCUGCAUCGCUGUACACUGUAACGGCACUGUUCAUGACUCUUCUUUCCACACACGUGAUAGACUGCGUUCUGGUCUGCCAGCGGCUCCGCCAUGUCGCCCACAAGCUCAGCUCAGAGCCGGGUGCUAUCAAGAUAUUCUGCGGCCAGCUCGGGUCCGAGCUGACUGCAAUUUCUAAUAGAUUGGGGGAUCUUGGCCAACGCCAGACAGAAAGUCUUACUACCAACUCCCAGCUAUUCAAAGUUUUAGCCGCCUUAGAGCGGUUGUGCCAACAAAGCGCUAACUAUCCGGAAACGCACACGCGGAUGCCACGGAACUUCUCCCCUGUUCUAUAUCCAGGCCUGAAUCAAUUGUUGGAGGGAAAUGAUGCUGUGCAGAGGAGAUUGAGAACCUUUGGAACGAGCAGUCUCAGGAAGUCCCAACGUGAGCGCCUGCUCAGAAUUCUAAAAUCAUUUGACAAGAGCCUUAAAGCUACUACGCCAAGCGAGAUGGUCACGGAGCGGCCAUCGCAGGAGUGGAUUAGCGAUGCGCAUUGCGGAGGGCAAAGCCAAUUUCAAGACCUCUAUCGCACACUCUGCGAGCCGGACUCAGUCUCAUCGAGCGUGUCAUUUAGAGCAUUCAUCCUAGAUCAUCCUCACCAGGGUUGCAGCUCCCGACUGAGUCAAUGGCAAGAUGCGCAUAUAUGCAUUUUGCGGAAAAAUAACGUGUCAUUCGAGGACAACGACGCUGACACUGGAGUUCCAAAUGGAACUCCAAUCUCGCCCCAAAGCUUUUGCGAGCUAACUCACCCCUACCCUGAGCUUCUUGCCCUCGGCAUCAUGUUGAUAGAAAUUGAGCUUCGCACGCCCAUAGAGGUCUUCCGACAGCGUGAUCACUUUAGCAUUGAUGGACAACCGCAUGCGAACACGGACCAUCUUGCCGCUCGGUACAUUUUCAACAACGAGGUGUCUUGGAAAUCGCAUCGCUUCGAUAGCUACAAACGAGUCAAGCAGGCCAUAAAGGCCUGCCUGGAAGCGGACAGCUUCAUGCCGCAGACAAAUGACAUCAAUGCUCUGCGUACCGCAAUAUACAGAAACAUUGUCACCCCCUUGCAAGUGCAGUAUGAGUCUUGGGACGAAGAUUCGAUGCGCCCUGUCGAUAUUAACUUUCCAAACACUGAAAGCCGGUCGGCUACCCACAGUAACUCUGUCCACAUAGUAAAUUACGCCAACCCAGGUUUGCCAGAGAUUUCGUCUCUUCGCCUUUCAGAAACAUCGACUCGACUUUCUGUUGCACGGGAAAAUACUGCAAGCUUGACUUCUGUUAUUUGGUUUGCCCAAUUUGAUAAGCUCAACUUCGUGCUCAGACACAAAGGCGGCGUGAGACUUGAUAGCGGCUCCCGGGUGCGAGUGGCCAUUCUCGACACCGGCGUGGACCAAGACCUUCGGUCCUCUCUAGCUGCCUAUGAAGACUUUACCGGGAGUGAUCUGGGUGCGUCACCUGGCUAUACUGCACACUUGACGGCAGCUUUGCGCUUGUUCCAGCAAGUUUGCGACUGCGCGGCCAUCUACGUUGGCCGCGUCUUUGAGAGACCGACCGCUGGCGAGCGCACCGCUGAUUACAUGGCCAAAGCCAUUAACCACGCCGUAAGCGAAUGGGAAGUCGACCUCAUUAUCCUCCCGUCCGGAUUUCAGCAGACCCACGAGGAGAUGGAGCGGGCAAUUGAGCAGGCUAAUUCGAAAAACAUUGUAGUUUUUGCAGCAGCCUCCAACUACGGCAAUCUGAGCGGCAUUGCCUUUCCCGCCCGUCUGUACAUACAUGAAAAAGUCAUGUGUAUGUUUGCGACAAACCCCGCCAUUCGCAUUAGCCACAGGUUCAAUCCGAGCCCGUCGGAGAGGGCCAAAUACAGCUUUGCCAUUCUAGGAGAGAACAUAAUGAUUCCCGGGCAGGAAGCUCUCUCCGGAACAUCGUUCUCGGCGGUGAUUGCGGGCGCCGUGGCGGCGCGCAUUUUGGACUUUGCGCAGCAACCAGACAUCUGCGGCAACAUUCGCAGAAUCGACAAAUUACAAUCGUUUGCAGGCAUCAAGUCUAUCUUUAUCGAAAUGGCGCAGAAUACAAAUGAUAAUGGGUACCACUGCAUUGUGCCCUGGAAGCUUCUCGGCCCGUAUGCUUCUCAGGACGAGGCUGGCGCGGAGUCUCGUCAAGAGAUUCGACUGCAUAUAUACCACGUCGUCUUGCCGUCAGUUCCACUCGAACUGGUCAUGAGAGUGGACUAG